Chaetomium strumarium is the source of this 2699-nucleotide messenger RNA. Its product is annotated as kinase-like domain-containing protein. Gene Ontology annotation, molecular function: ATP binding; eukaryotic translation initiation factor 2alpha kinase activity. NCBI's taxonomy places the organism in Eukaryota, Fungi, Ascomycota, Sordariomycetes, Sordariales, Chaetomiaceae. Bases 124 to 2367 code for a protein of 747 amino acids. Gene Ontology annotation, cellular component: nucleus; cytoplasm; cytosol. The transcript is spliced from 3 exons. Gene Ontology annotation, biological process: protein phosphorylation. The record is from RefSeq and is a predicted model, not a curated record.
AACUUGGAACGACUUGAACUUCAACAUACCCGCAUGACAUCAACUCGACGGAAAACAGACAGUCGGACGAGCAUGCACGACUUCGACUCAGAGAGCCUAACUUGAAGGCUUUCAUUGUUGAGAAUGUCGCUCGUUCCAUAUCAUCCGCGCGAGGGUCGUGAGAUCGUCCUCCGACACCACAACGCCAUUGUCGUCCGAGACCCAUCAUCACAGCGACUCGAGAUCCGUGGUCUGCAGCUUCACGAGUGUCCCACCUGCCACCAGCCGCUCCGUCCAACCUCGCCCGACAGACACUACGAAAGCACACACCAUGGCGAGAGCUACGUGGACCCCGACUAUUUCCGCAUGUUACACGCCGGGCACAAUGCUCAAAACGUCUCGCAGCCGCGACCCCCCGCGAGUCCGAUCCGCCGCCUCGUCGAGCCGGUCCUCCACGACGGAGACGUGGGCGCGGCCGAGUUUGUGAGCAGCUCCCCUGCACCUCAGCCGGGUGGGCGAAUAAAGAGGGAGGCUUUCAGCCCGAAUUACUUCAACACGUUCUUCAUCGAGGAGAGAGUGCUUGGCAGAGGAGGCAAGGGAGUCGUGCUGUUGGUGAGGCACGAAAUUGAUGGCUGCAACCUGGGUCACUUCGCCUGCAAGCGCGUUCCUGUCGGGGAUGAUCACGCUUGGUUAGAGAAAGUACUCGUCGAAGUUGAGCUGCUGGCAAAGCUGGCCCAUCCCAACCUCGUCUCGUACCGCCACGUCUGGUUGGAAGAUGUCCAGCUCACACGAUUCGGGCCCAGCGUUGCAUGCGCCUUCAUCCUCCAGCAGUACUGCAACGGAGGCGACUUGUUACACUACGUCAUCGGCGACAUGCCGAAAGAAGCGAGAACGAAGGAGGAGCUGAAGGCUCAGAUGCGGCGCAAGUCCAAGGGACAAGCUGAACGGCCCCAGGUUCAGAAGCGUCUACCACCCGAAGAGAUCUACUCGCUGUUCAAAGACGUCACCUCGGGGCUCGCAUAUCUACACGCCGCUAACUACAUCCACCGAGACCUGAAGCCAAGCAACUGUCUCCUGCACAAGGACGGAAACCAGCUGAAAUGUCUUAUUAGCGACUUCGGCGAGGUUCAGCCAGAGGAUGCCGUUCGUAAGUCGACAGGGUCCACCGGGACCAUCUCAUACUGUGCGCCGGAAGUCCUCAAGCGAGACACACGCGGCCGGUAUGGUAAUUUCACCACCAAGUCAGACAUCUUCUCCCUGGGUUUGAUUCUGUAUUUUAUGUGCUUUGGACGGUUGCCAUAUGACAAUGCCAACACGGUCCACGAGGAGUUGGAAGAUAUCGACCAGCUCCGUGCCGAGAUCUCCCACUGGAAGGGCUUCCAGGACGAGAGAAGGGAACGGCCGGACCUGCCGUCAAAGUUGUACCACCUGCUCAAGAGACUGCUCGCCGUCAACCCCGCAGAACGACCGACCGCUAGUGAGGUCUUGGGCGCUAUGGGAGCCGAUUCCGCUUUGGACGGGAUGAUGAGGGGUGUUAGGAACACCAGCUCACUGUUCGGCGUCUCUGGGCAGCGUAUACAGAACUUGGAUUCACCCGUGCCGCCCAGCACACCCGUUGGAGACCCUUCGAAACGCGCCCGUGUAAACAGUGCGAUAGACGACGAGCUCCCCGCCCCAUUCAACCGCGCAUCUCCUGACCCUCGCCCACAGCCCAGCAGUAGCAGCACUCUCAUCGCCCGACGCAUCACCCCGCCGUCCCCCAGAACAACAACAACAGCACCUCGCCAAGACGAUAGCACAUCCCACGCCAUGACCCUCGCCCGCAGCCACCGCAGCACUGGUGGGAACCGUAGCCCACGCCGUUCCCCAUCCCCCUCAUCCCAGCUCAGCCUCAACCCGGAGUCCGUCUCGCAGUCUGCGACCGUCACCACUCCCCUACUCAUGCCGCCUCCAACAACACGCUUCGAGCGCGUUAGGCAGGCUGCUGCGCUGGCUGGGUAUCGUGCUGCGGGAUGGGUGACGCGACAUACAGCGCUUUUGAGGCCGGUGCUCUUUGGGAUCAAGAUCCUUUCUCUGUCAUGGGUCUGCUGGCCGUAUAGUGCCGAGUGGGGAUUUGUGGCUGGGGUGGUGGCGUUGGCGACACUAGAUUUGCAUUCCGAUUCUGAUGGAGCGGCCGGAGACUGGGUUAGGGGAAGGCAAUGGACCCGGAGUCAGGUUCAGGGUCAGAGUCAGGAGGUGUCGGGCGUGCGCGGGGUGAACCGCUGGUUUGUGGGCUGGCGGAGGAGUCUGGUGUUGCUGGUGAUGCACUGCGCGGUGAUGGGAGCUGCGUCCCGGUUUGGGAUGCUGUGUGCUGGAGGAAGGGGGAGGGGACUAUGGGAGGAGUGGUGAUGCCGUGCGAUUUUCAGGGGGCGAUGCCUUGGCAACAAGGUGUCUCACAUCACACGAGGGUUUGGGGGUUGUCUCACGGUCUCACUUGGGCGACAAGCAUCAUUACGCGAGCAUCGCUACAUCACAUCAUGGCAGGCGGCUUUCCAAGGACGGGACAUCACGCAACGGUUCCUUCGGCUUCUGGUGGUCUCUCAUGAAAAAGACCGCGGGGGAUAAGGUCCAAUAGUAUGCUUACCCACACUGAUAUCAUCAGUCACUGACGAGUCUCGGAAUCAGUGCUGAUCUUGGACCUCGACGCCCGGUCUGGGAAUGCCGUGAUAAUGCGGUCAUGC